Messenger RNA from Pseudophryne corroboree (corroboree frog), 3268 nucleotides. RefSeq names its product neuronal tyrosine phosphorylated phosphoinositide-3-kinase adaptor 1 (gene NYAP1). The transcript has 8 exons. Gene Ontology annotation, biological process: neuron projection morphogenesis; phosphatidylinositol 3-kinase/protein kinase B signal transduction. The record is from RefSeq and is a predicted model, not a curated record. NCBI's taxonomy places the organism in Eukaryota, Metazoa, Chordata, Amphibia, Anura, Myobatrachidae. The coding region runs from base 1102 to 3114 and encodes 670 amino acids.
CACACACACAUACAGAUAUUAUACACAGGUGCACACACACACUAUGGUGGAAUGAGACAGCCGCAGUGUGCUGUAUCUCCCCCUCCCUCCACGCUCUCCCCACACCCUCCUUCACACUUCUCCCUCCUCCCUUCCCCCUCAUCCCAGCUUCCAUCUCUCCGCCUGCCGGUAACGGAGGGCUUCCUUUGAAGACGUCUUCCAUCCUCCAAAUCUUCACAUGAACAGGAUGACCCUUACCAAGAAUUUCUAGAUUGGCUCCCAGCCUUUUAUGAAAACUUACUAUAGGAGUCCAACAGAGGAGAAACACUACAAAUGAAUAAAUUUGUUCUUAUUACCUUUAAAGUGGUAUAUGACUUUAACACUGCCUUUUUUUGAGUUAUCUGAAGACCAUGGACUAUAGUAUAGACAAGGUUUUUCAUGCUUGGAGUUAUGAAAGAAAAUCUUCCCUCUAUUCUCUUUAAAAUGUGUCCACAACAUCCUCUUACUCUUGGGAUAUUACCUGGGCUUACUGUAUAAUUUAUUUUCUGUACAGUGAGGAAGUAAGAACUCUUUCCUAUUCUUAAAGUUUGUUUAACCACAUUGAUUCGGUGUAUGGUAGCCAGUUACAACCCUCAGUACUCUUUGUCCUGGCUUCAAGUCAACCUGCACAUUUUUUGGAAAGGUCUUCCUCGUUACAUCAUUGCAGAGUUGAGGAAGAAAUAUCCCAAACACGUGGGAAAAAUGCACGUCAGAUAGCCUCGUUCAUUUUUAUUGUCAAUUUGUUGAUGUCGUUGAAUAGCGCCAAUGUGAAGCCCAACAUGUCUUCGUAGAAGGAAACAGCGUCUUCCGAUAGCUGUGAAAUGUAGUCCUCAGCUGUAGACAUUUGGUGAAACAAACUUUAUGGAUUGAUUAGGUUAUUUCCGCUCGGAGGUGCGGAAGGGACUCACAAGACCUCCAGUCCUUAUGUGAGGUGGACUGUGGUUGGCUGUAAAGUCAGGGCGGUCAGUUUAUUCAACUUGACCCAGAUGCAGUAUCGGGAGAUAUGGCUGUGGGAUGAAGUCACCGGAGUGAGGCGCCUCAAGUGUCCACCUUCACGGGGGUCUAGAGGUCAGACUCCAGAAGAUGACCCCCAGCUCCUCUGACACUGUGUCAUUUCUCGGGAUAGAAAAGGCUGGCGCUAUGAAUCUGCUGUACAGGAAAAGCCGGGUGGAGUGGAGACAGAAAGAAGAGGAGCCCAAGAAGAGCUCGGGCAAGGUUCGGGACAUGGCCUCAUUCCGUCGCCACUUCCGGAUGGGUUUUAUGACCAUGCCAGCCUCUCAGGAGCGGGCUCCUCUCCCUUGUGCCAGUGCAAUGGCCCCUCGAUCCCAUUCCUGUCACUCAGUGAGCAGUGCACCAGAAGAGAGUGGAAAUGAAGUGGCCCCUCCCGGGAGGAGACCUCCAGCUAAACCCAAAAGAAAUCCCAGCACAAAACUCAGCCUUGGAGGAGAGGGGAGAACAGCAGAGGAACGUCGGAUCAGAAAAGAAGGGUCCCUAAAAAGUGCCUCUGACUCUCGCAGGAUGCCCCCGCAGAAGCCACAGCGUAGCCCUCAUACACAUCUGUCUGCCUCCUUCGAUGAGGCCUAUGCCAACCGCCCUGCCUCCACAUCUGCCAUUCUCAGUCCCACCACUCGCAGCACUUCACCCUCCUUUGAAGAACCAGUGUACAUUGAGAUGGUAGGCAAUGUCUCCCGAAGGCCUCCGCCACCUCCCACCCCGGCACCCCCUGAAGAAGAGUCAGAUGGUGAAGAGGAAGCUAUUUAUGAGGAAAUGAAAUACCCACUUCAUGAAGAGCAGCCAUCCCAUCUGCGACAUCCUCAACGUCGACGGCCCCCACCGCCUAGAACUCCCGAGGUGGACAUUCCUCCUCCAUUCCCUAACCUGCUGCAUCAUAGACCUCCCCUUUUAGGUGCACCAACUGGGAAAGGCCAAAAAAUCACAAAGCCUUCGCAGCCUGCGUCGUCCAAGCUGCCAGUCCCCCAUAAAGAGAUCCCAACCACAGCUCCCUCAUCCUCCAUCCACCUGCCUCCAUCUGGUCGUGCUCGCAGCCACUCUACACCACUGCUCCCACAGGCAUCUUCCCAACGCCGACCAGAUUCUGAAACCCCAAGAGGGUCAGGGAGCUCGCAGGAAAAAGGGGCAUCAAUGUUGCCCGUUCCCCACGGACACCCCCGGGACAAAUCCCUUUCUUACACAAUGGUAUAUUCUUCCGUCAAGGUGACUCAUUCUCUUUUACCAGCUUCACAAAUGGAGGAGAAAACGGAGAGGGAGAUCUCAGUCUUGGCUGGACUUAUCUGCCCAGCGUCUCGUGUGUCUGGAACACAGCUCCCCAGUCGGCCUCCUUCAGCACACCUUCACCAGGUACAAGGGGAGCAGGCUUCUCCUGCUGUCUGGACAUACCCUACAGGCAAGAGACCACCAGCAUAUGAAAACAGUGUUAAGGGCUCAAGAACACCGUUGGUUCAGGCCUCAGACUCCCGUGUAGUCGGGGUCAGUGCUGCGGAGGAGGAAAGAGCCGGGUCCGUAUGGGAUCUGCAGAGGAGGAUGUCAUGUGGACGGAGAAGUCAACUUGGAGAACCAUUAGCAGAUGGACCCCGCAUCUGGAAUGGAAAUCCCGCGAAGCCGGAUAAACCAAGUCAUGGGGCGCUAGUGUCUGGUAUCCCUGUUCGGAGUCAGCAAAGCCUGGACAGUGCGAUUGCCCGCGGGGUGGCUCGAACUGGUCUUCCAAUGCCAUGCCAGACCUUCCCAGCGUGUCAUCGGAGUGCGGAUUUUGGAGGUAAUUAUCGCCUUGGCCGUUCAGCCUCCACGUCCGGAGUGCGCCAAUCGUCUGUCCAGAGACAAAGUCAGGCUGUUCCGUCUCCCACCCCGUCUUUGCCUGCAGGGGGCCGGGAGCGUGACGGGAAGCUUCAGGAGGUGAUUGAGAGGAAGAGAUUUCUGUGCCAUGAGAUCAAGUCCCGUCAGCCGAGGGCCGAGAGAGGACUAUGCAAGCAGGAAAGCCUGCCCAUCCUGCCCAGCUGGCGGCGUGGCUCCGAGGUCCGGAAGGGGGGCACCCCACCAUGCCAUCGGCAGCAGGCUGUGCUGUGGGACACUGCCAUCUGAGAGCAUUCAACCCCUCUCUUUACCCGGGGCCGCUGGCCGAAACCCUGUGGUGAGGGUAGGGAGGAGAAGAUAUGGGUGGGAGAGGUGGGGAGAGAUGUUCUGUGGAUAAGAUGGCGAUCAUCUGCAGGAAAGGAAGAGAGAGUUCCUGUACGAC